Molecule: messenger RNA, 645 nt
Organism: Panicum virgatum (switchgrass)
Lineage: Eukaryota; Viridiplantae; Streptophyta; Magnoliopsida; Poales; Poaceae
Product: spidroin-1-like
Exons: 1
Coding region: 1-645 (214 amino acids)
Source: RefSeq, a predicted model, not a curated record
AUGGCCGGAUCCGGCGACUGCGCCGGCGGAUCUACCGUCGGGGUGGAGCUGGCGCUCGGGGCUGCGCGGAUGCGGAGAGGACCGACGCGGGCGGCGCGCGGAGUAGGCCUGCGCGUGGAUCUCCUCAACGGCGGUCGGGCCGCGGGAACGCGCGUGGUUCCAGUGGCCCCGAGGCCGGAUCCGUCGCCCCCUUGGCUGGAUCUGGAGGGCCGCUGCGGGUGCUCGCCGGCCGGCGGCCGUGCGCGGGAGCGAUGGUCGCUGCGGGCACGUUUCGCAGGGGCGGCGGCGGCUGCCGCGGCGGCGGGCGCUGCGGGCGUGGGCUGCUGCAGCGAGGGGGGCGGCGCCGAGGUUUCUCCGCCCCUCUACCUGCGACGUGCGGUCGGCGGAGGUGUGCGGCCGGCGGCGCGCGGGACGGCGAGGCGAGGCGCGCGGGCCGGUGAGGUGCUCGGCCGGAGAGGUGCGGCCGGUGGAAGGCCCUACGCGCGAGUCCGGCAGGGGCCGUGCUGGGCGCGCGGCCGGCGUGGCGAGCGGGCGGCGGAAGGCGUGCUGGGCGCGUGGCCGGCGAUGCGCGCGGCCGGCGGAGGGUGCUGCACGACGGCCGGUGGUGGAGCGGGACGACAGAGGAGCGACAUUGCUGCACAAUGA